AUCCCAUAAUCCUUUUCUCCUGUCACUGACGUCACACAGAGCCCGGACCCGGCGUACCCCUGCCAGAAGCGGUGUGCGUUUGGCAACAAAAGACUCGUUUUUAAACAGUUAACAAAAAUCUGUCGACGACAUCCUUUUGGGGGACUUUAUCAAAGGGAUGACACUGCCGCGGUUAGUGUCCGUUGGAGGAAGAGGAAGAGGAAGGAGGUGAUGAUGAUGACAUGCAGUUAGCUGGCUGGCUGACGGACAGUCGGACAAGAGCCCGCUGAGUGUGCGGUGUCACCCCACAACCAGAGCAGGAUCUGGGACCAGGAGAGGCGAAGAUGCCGCGUAGAAAACAAUCCAACCCCCAGCCGGUGAAAUUGGAUUCAGAGGACGGGGCGUUGGUGUGUGACCCCAGCUGUCUGGUCCUGGAGAGCGACUUCCUGCUGAGCGGAGAGCUGGAGUUUGGAGACUCUGAGAUCAUGGGGCUGGAGAGAGAGACGGGUAUGACAGUGUUUUCUCUGGGCGUCGAGGACGACCCCUCAGCACCCACAGACUCCGCCUUCCCCCCUUUCCUUUCCUGUAAAGGUUGUGGUCAGCUCCUGGAAGACACGCCUCUGGGUGCAGGUUUAGAUCUCGGUGUGGGCCUUGACCUGGGGGCGGAGCUUUAUUGUCUGACCUGUGAGGAAGGCCUCCAGCAUGAAGCCCUGAUGGACUCCUCUCAGGUGGAGGGCUUAAACCUAGCGGACGGAUCCAUCAGCGAGGCCUCCGACAGGAAGAGAAGCGUAGGUGAGACAGGUGAAGAUGGUGAUGUCACUCCUAAACUGUUCUCGUGCUCGCUGUGCGCCUUCACCUCCCGCUACUCCAACCAUCUGAAGCGCCACAUGAGGACCCACGACGGCCAGAAGCCGUACUGUUGCCCCGUCUGCCCCUACGCCUCGGCCCAGCUCGUCAACCUGCAGCGCCACGCCCGCACACACACCGGGGAGAAACCGUACGGCUGUCACCAGUGCAGCUACGCCUGCAGCUCCUUGGGAAACCUGCGCAGACACCAACGCAUGCACACGCAGGAGAGACCGCAGAGGAGGGAGAAGGAGAAGAGGCGAGGGAGGCGGAAAAAGAAGAACUCUGAAACAGAAGAUGUGGUUUCAGACCUGACCCUGAGAGUGUCCCAGGAUGCAGGAUUCCUCCAGACGUUGGGCGGCCUCGGCUCCCCCUCCGCCCCGCUCCCCGUCCUCCUCUUCCCCCUGUGCUGCCGGCUGUGUGGCCUCACCCUGGAGGAAGCCGACCUGGAUGGAGACAAGGCAGAGGGAGAGGGGGAGGGCGAUGGGGGACAGGUGUGUCGUCGCUGCUCAUUGGACCUGCUGUCUAAAGAGGGAUCAGAGCCCCCCUGCAGCCCAUCGAUGCCUCGGGGGUCAAGACGAGGUCAGCGUGGCUCAAAGCUGUACCGCUGCCCUCUCUGCCCCUUCCUGUCCCACUACCCCAACCACCUGGCCCGCCACGCCCACAUCCACUCCGAGGAGAAGCCCCACCGCUGCCCACACUGCCCCUACACGUCCUCUCACCUCGACAACCUCAAACGUCACCUGCGUGUGCACACGGGCGAGAAGCCCUACCAGUGCCCGUCCUGCAGCUACGCCUGCGGGAACCUCGCCAACCUGCGGCGACACGAGCGCAUCCACUCGGGCGCCAAGCCGUUCCACUGUGGCGUCUGCGGCUACUCCUGCAACCAGAGCAUGAACCUGAAGAGGCACAUGCUGCGGCACACGGGGGAGAAGCCAUACGCCUGCGCCGAGUGCGACUACACCACGGGCCACUGGGACAACUACAAACGCCACCAGAGGAAACACGGACACAACACGGACAGCUGGGACAAACACGCACCUAUCAACGGCCUCAGCUGGGACACAGACACUCAGGAGAGCAGGGAGCAGGAGCACAGCUAGAUAGAUUGUGUGUGUGUGUGUGUGUGUGAGUGAGAGUGUGUGUGAGUGUGUUGUAUACACUGGUGAACCUUCAGCUCAGGCUGGAGAUAAACUCAGGUGCCUUCGACAGACUGAACGACUGUAACUGCACUGACUUCAUGGACGAGCAUUAAUAACUUUUUCUCUGGUUGAUGCUCUCCACUGACUGAACCUGAUCGUUGAAAUGUUUAUUUUUCUUCUUCAGAUAAUCUAUUUUUUGUAGAUGUGUGUGGAUUUAUUUCACAACAGCAGGCUGGAUCAUGGUCUUUAGGUUGAUUUAAUGAUGAAAAAACAUGAAGUUUAAGGACCUUUACUUUAGGAAAGAAGGCUGCUAAGAUUUUAAUCUUUGUUAUUCAGAUCAAGUAAUAGUUUAUUUCAACUUGAAGAGUCUUAAUCUGCCUCUUUACCUCUCAGACUUCAAUAAUUCAGGGAAGAAUAGAUAGUCACAGAAAGACUCGCGACGCAGUUUUCCACCCGACAUUAAGAAACCUGGUGAUUCAUUUGGUAUUUAUUUAGUUUAGUUUGCUUUAAAAGUUCAGCAGGAAUGAAAUCUUGUUUUUUAAUGUAGUAUGAGAUGAAGCAGACGUGGAUUAAAUCCAGCUCUGCCUCAGUAAAAGUCAAAGUCUAUACUGUGAAUUUCUGUGUUGUAGAAACAUGAGGGAAUAAACGAAGCUGGCUGCUGAAAAUGUGAAUGUGUAAAAAAAAAAAAGAGACCAAGGCAUACCCGAGACCAGCGUGCUCCGAGACCGGGUCAAUGAAUAUCAAUGAAUAUCUAUGAAAAAUCAUCAUCUUGUGUUUAAGGGGUGUGUCACUAAUUUAGACUGUAACACCUGGAAGGUUGCGGUCGUAACUGACAGUAAUGACGUGAGAAAAGAGCCUAUCAGUGGUGGUGGUCUUGACCGGUCUUGAUUUAAAGUCUGGAGUCCUCCCUGUCCGAGAAAAUACUGAAUAGAAAAGCUUGCUGUUCCAAGAUGAGACCAAGACUUUGAAGAAGUGGUCUCUAGACCGAGACCGAUCUCGAGUACUACAACACUAGCCACAGUUACUCGCAGAUGUGGCCUUUAUGUUUUUAUAAAUUAUGGUUUGUGUUCAACAAGCAAUAACUCUGAAAAUGUUGAAAACUUUUUGAUGCAAUUCAGCUGGAACUUCACCGAUCCAACACCAAAUUGUUAAUUCAAGCAAGUCUUGAUUUCUGCCCCACAAUUAAGAAGGUUAAAGGUUUAAAUUAGCCUAGCUUAACAUUAAGACUGGAAUCUGGGGGCAGCUAGUCUGGCUCUCUCCAAAAACACCCAAAGGCCCCACUUAAUCCCUCUAGUGUGUGUGAUUGUGUUUUUGUUGUUGCACACAGAGAAACUAAACAAGUGAAAAGGUGGCGUCGCCGUUGUGAGGCUGCCAGGUUUGUUGUCCGCAGUGCCUUCAUAUCUACAAUAAAAGAAGUCUGACUGAAGUGAA
This is a messenger RNA of Labrus mixtus (cuckoo wrasse), 3398 nucleotides long. Its product is annotated as zinc finger protein 513. The transcript has 7 exons. Gene Ontology annotation, biological process: regulation of transcription by RNA polymerase II. Bases 324 to 1928 code for a protein of 534 amino acids. The record is from RefSeq and is a predicted model, not a curated record. Lineage: Eukaryota; Metazoa; Chordata; Actinopteri; Labriformes; Labridae. Gene Ontology annotation, molecular function: DNA-binding transcription factor activity; RNA polymerase II cis-regulatory region sequence-specific DNA binding.